Nymphaea colorata (pocket water lily) is the source of this 3640-nucleotide messenger RNA. RefSeq names its product putative E3 ubiquitin-protein ligase LIN. The transcript has 7 exons. NCBI's taxonomy places the organism in Eukaryota, Viridiplantae, Streptophyta, Magnoliopsida, Nymphaeales, Nymphaeaceae. The record is from RefSeq and is a predicted model, not a curated record. The coding region runs from base 85 to 3318 and encodes 1077 amino acids.
UCUUCACUCCUUCCCCACUGGACCAAUGGAGCUCACGGUUCCAAGGUUUUGCUUCGCUGUCUCCGGCGACCACCAGGCCGGAAAAUGCCGCUCUCCCUCGAGGAGCUUCUCGCCCAAGAAGGGUUCCGGCGACGCCCCCCGACUGAGCGUUCCACGCCACGCCGUUCUGUACAGUCGCCGGCGGGACCCGACCCCGCGGGGCCGUCGGAGUGGCGACCGCCUCUACGGUCGGCCAGGAAGUCGCGGAAUUCGGGGGCAGACUCCGCCUUUGGCAUCCAGCUCUGCCGGGACACCACCACAAAGGGGAGGACGAGAUCCCUGCGCAGAUCAGAGUCGGGGUCGGGGUUCCCGACUCGGGGGAGCAGCGCUGGGACACCGGCGUCCGAGACGAGGAGCGCGAGGGACGCCAGGGACUCCGGGUUCCCGAUCCAGAUCUGUGGAGAGAGCAAAUUGUUGUCUCAGGGAUCUCAUCGCCGGAUACCGUCUGAACUGUCGACACCCCGGCGGUCGGUACGAAAACCGGUCCUCUCAGACGCCGAGUCGAGGAUCUCCGCUCGCGUGUGCCGGAACGGCAACGCAGCCGCCCCCGUGACGACGGCGGGGUCGGCAGGCUGCGGUCCUGUCACGGUGGACGACGAUUUCCAAGCGGUCGUCUCCAUCCUGAGCGGGUUCGCCGGAAAAUUCAUCAAGGACGAGCGGUUCAGAGUCUCAAUUAGGGAUAGGUGCUGCGCGUGCUUGGAUCUUGAUCCCGAUUUGGAGACAUGGGGAAGUUCAGCGAGGCGGCCGGAGGACGCGAAGGUUCUGUCGAGCUUCCGUUCGGGAGUAGAGGCCGUGGAGCGCUCGGCGAAGAACCGAGCCGAUGCCGCCGCAGCUGAAUCGCUGCGCGGCCCGGUCCGAUCGCUCGGCGCCGUCUCCGGUCUCGCGUCAUCAAAGAAGCGGCACCUCGAGACAUCGGGGAUACCCAAUUCGCGGCUUGGAGCCUGCGCGGAGCUAUACCUCUCUGUGGCGUACAAGCUCGCCCGGGAUGACCGUGCUUCAGCGAAGCAUCUGCUGCAGGUAUUCUGCGACUCGCCGUUCAUGGCUCGCACGGCGUUGCUUCCGGAGCUUUGGGACUACCUCUUCCUGCCGCACCUGCUGCACCUUAAGGUGUGGUACAACCAGGAGCUGGGUUCCCUGUCGGAGGGCAACCACGUGCACUCAAGGAGGGUUAGGGUGUUGGGUGGGCUCUACAACGAGCAGAUGGACAUGGGCACGCUCGAGUUCGCCACCUACUACAAGGACUGGGUCAAGAACGGUGUUCGGAGCGCCGACUUCCCGUCCAUCUCUGUCCCCUCCAGGCCCAAGCUCAGCAACGCUCAGCCAUUGAUCCGAAAGAGUCUGUAUCAGACUGUGUUCAGUCCUGCAUGUGAAGUGGAGUGGGAUGGAAAUGGAGAUCGCCUUCCUCGAAACCAUGAAGAGCCCCCUGGUAAACGUCUGUUGAGAGCUGCAUCCAGUAAUAGUGCACUGGGAAAUCGAGAACAGUCCUCGACUCGCAAAUGGGCAAACGCAAGACUGGAUUUGACAUCUGAGCUUUUGGCAUCAGAAUAUUUUCAUUUGUUUUCGUGUCAUAGGCAACCAGAAACGGGAUCUGCUAUCUGCAAUCACACUGAGAAAAGUAAUGAUUUUGGGGAACUUAAUCUUGGUAUUUCAGGCAACGAUCUUUCUAGACCCAUUAAGGUACUCUAUACUUCCGAUAAUCUUAGCGAUUGUGAAAUUGCUGUACGUCUGAUUGCCAAGGCCUGGUUGGAUUCACAAGGUGAUCCAAUGGUAGAGUUAUCUCUAUCAAAAGCUGCAGUUGUUGAAGGGAUCUUAGAAGUGAUUUCUUCAUCAAAAGAUGAUGAGAUUUUGGAACUGUCUAUGUCAAUCCUAGCUGAAUUAGUAGUGAGGAACAAAGUCAACAGGCAAAUAAUACUCAAUGCAGAUCCGCAGCUGGAAAUUUUUGUCAGAUUGCUGAGGAAUGAUGCUCUCUUUCUAAAAGCUGGUGUGUUGCUUUAUCUGUUGAAGCCCAGGGCAAGGCAGAUGUUAUCUCAUGAGUUGGUGGAAUUGAUCCUUAGGGUUUUACAGGAUGGUGAUAGAAUACAAAGCCUGUUCACCGUUAAAUGUAGCCCUCGAGUAGCAGCUCUUUACCUGUUAGAACAAAUUCUUACUGGUUUUGACAUUGAUAAAAAUGUAGAGAAUGCCAAACAAGUGGUUUCCCUUGGAGGCCUUGAGUUACUGAUCCGAACACUUGAAGUGGGUGAUUCCCGUGAAAGGAAAAGCGCUACAGGUCUUUUAAACUCUUGCAUCCAAGGUGAUGGAGACUGCAGGCAUUACUUGGCUGAAAACAUAAAGAAGUCUUUUAUUCUUGAGCUUUUGCUGAGCAAUGAAGGCAAAUCUAGCUCAUCUGCCUUAUCAUUGCUGAUAGAGCUGUUAUGCUUAAACGGGAGAAGUCAGAUCAACAAGUUCCUCGAUGGACUGAAAAAUGAAGGUUCAGUAAACACAAUGCAUGUCCUACUGGUCUACCUCCAACAUGCGCCCAUAGAGCAGCGGCCCUUAAUUGCUGUUGUCCUCUUGCAACUUGAUCUUCUGGGUGAUUCUCUUGGGCACAGCAUAUAUCGAGCAGAAGCAAUUGAUGCUAUUAUAUCAUUCUUGGACUUCACUUCGUAUGAUGUGAAGGUCCAAGAGCAAUCUGCCAAGGCACUUCUGCUCUUGGGAGGACGUUUUUCUUACUCAGGAGAAACAUCAAUUGAAGUCUGGCUGCUAGAGCAGGCUGGCAUGGAUGACAUUUGUUCAAACAUGUUUGAUGACAAGGUUGCUGUCAUGGAUGCUGCACAUCAGGAUGAAGAGGAGAAAUUGAUUGACGAGUGGCAUAUUUGUGUGGCAAAUGUGCUGCUUAUGAAUGGUAAGAAGAGGUUGCUCGAGGCUCUUUCUUUACCUCUACGUCAUGGGACACGUUCUCUUGCUCGUGCAUGCCUAGUUACUAUUGCAUGGAUCAGCCACACGUUAGCCAAACAUCUGUAUGUGGAGCUACAGUUGAUGGCAUGUUCUGUGUUGGCACAAGGUUUGAUUGAGAGCUUGAGGUUUGACAGGGCGGUAGAAGAAAGGGUGUUGGCAACGUUUUCACUUCUGAAUUUCUCUAAGAAUUCAGAUUGUCUUCAUAUGCUUUCUGCCUAUCAGGCUGAGAUUGUGGGUUCCUUGAGGAGUUUGACUCAAGUUACAUGGACAGCUAGGGACCUUUUAAUUGCCACAAACGACUCAAUCUACACAACAAAUAAGGCUCUUUCACAAAAAGCUCCUUGAAUCAUCAUUUAAUUGCUUGAAGCAUAGUUUCACUUCAACUGUGCUACAUCACCCGGGGAAGUUAUGUUCCAGAAAAUCUGGCUAUGGAAAAUUUGGAAGGCAGGCCUUUCCCAAUUUCGACUGGUUCCUGAUGGAUCUUUUAUCUACUGGGCUUCCAUGUAUUUCAGUGUUGCUUGUUCCAAUUUCUUUUGUUUCAUUACAUUUUUGCUGCCACGUUGGAGGUUGCCUCCCUUGUGUAGAUGAAUUUAUUUACUGCUAAACUUUUUGGUAAAAUGUAAAUUAUGAGUGACAAUAAAAUGUGUAUUAAGUAUUUGUUAUUCAA